This is a messenger RNA of Racocetra fulgida, 861 nucleotides long. Lineage: Eukaryota; Fungi; Glomeromycota; Glomeromycetes; Diversisporales; Gigasporaceae. The record is from the annotation of a GenBank genome assembly.
AUGUGGCAAGUUGUAGAAAAUAAGUUAAAUGAAAUAAACGUGAAGAAAUUAGGAUAUGAUUAUCCAUUAUGCUCAGGAAUUUUAGACGAUAGUUUGGAACCAUUUACUACUAUUCCGAAUAUAUUUUUGGAUACUUUUAAAGAGCCAAGUAAAAAAUUCCAAUUGCCAGAGAGUACUGAAUUAAAAUACAUUUGUGAGAAAUUUAUUCAAAAAGAAAAAGAAAAGCGUGAUGCAAUAUUUAGUAAAUUUUUAGACAAGCCUGAGAAAUUGCAAGAAUUAACAAAUCAAAUGUUAAGAGUAUUAACAAAAUGCCCUAAUUAUAUGGUUAUUGCUCAAAUAAAUAACAAGGAAGUUGAAAUUGGAUAUCUUGAAACAGGAUGUCCGAAGUCUUCUCUUAAUAAACAAAUACAAGACCACAAAAAACUAAACAGAUUUGGUAAGGAUUCUAUUGAUGCAACUAGGUUAGCGAGAAACAAAAGAAUGUCUGAAAAAUUGGCAUUGGAUUAUAUGUCAAUAUUUACAAUUAAUGUUGCUGGUGAUAUGAUAGAAUUCCGCUCUAUGUGUAAAGAAUCUGGCCUAUAUAAAGUCUGGUUGCUCGAUCAAGUAAAAAUCCCCUUAAAUAUCCUAUCUGCAGAACCGAAGGAUGUUUAUUCUCUCAUCUAUAACCUACUUGCAUUUAGAACAGCAAUUGCAUGUACUAUAUAUAAAAUACUGCAUGCCACUGAUGAUACUGUAGAGGUAAUGUCGACUAUCUCAACAUCAUCGGCUAUGUCAGUCGAUUCAUUAACAACUACUAUCGCAUCGCCAUCACAUUACUCAUCUUCAUCAAAAAAAAGAAAGUCUAGAAACAAUAAAAAAUAA